Messenger RNA from Liolophura sinensis, 3739 nucleotides. Its product is annotated as lipid scramblase CLPTM1L-like. The transcript is spliced from 18 exons. Gene Ontology annotation, cellular component: membrane; endomembrane system. Lineage: Eukaryota; Metazoa; Mollusca; Polyplacophora; Chitonida; Chitonidae. The record is from RefSeq and is a predicted model, not a curated record. The coding region runs from base 169 to 1773 and encodes 534 amino acids.
CGACUCCGAAAGGUUGUUGUUGAAGUCGCACAUCUGCGUGGUGUAACGUACGUGUUUCAAAACCUCUACACAGUUAAAGCUCUCUGUUUGUUUCUGUUACUAAGGCAGAUAUGAGAGUACAUAUAUGACUGUGUAUUGGACUGAAGGAUAGGUUACAGACAGUUUACCAUGAAGCCAUCAUUUACUCUGAUUAUAUCGGGGUUGUUCGCUGCCUAUUUAACACAUUCUAUUUGGACUAUGUACACCUUGUUCCACCCAUCCCAGUGCACAAGUCCAAAGCCUUGUCUGCAGCCAUUCAUUGCAAGCAAACCAGCAUUGAAGAUGCAUGUUUACACAUCUCAGACUAAGAACAUUAGAGAGGGUAAAUUGAAUCUCGUCUGGCAAUAUGACAACUUUUCCAUUGCUGUACCAGAGACCAGAACAUUCAAUGUUAGUAUUCCUGUGAAGACUCGCCAGAAUGGAACCUUAUUUGCCCAUGUGUUUGUGUUUCCUCGCGGAGAAAAUCCACUUAGCUCUGUUCAUCGAUCUUAUCAGUCAUCAGCUCUGACAACAUAUACAUAUCCACGGUCUCAAACCUUCAACCUUCUUACUGAGGAUCAAUCUGCAGUAAAUGUAACAGAACCUGUGAAGAUGAGGCCGGUGACUCACUGGAGACAGAAGCUUGCAAUCUCUGUACUGGAUGAAGAAGUGUCAAUAGAUCAGACUGCCAUACCAGGAGAGAUUUACCCACUCCUCAGUAUGUCUCGAGAUGGCAGCUACUUGCCUGUACUCUACAUUGAUGUGCUGAGUAAUAGGGUACGAGAUUUAACUCCGGUGAAUAAAACUUCCCAGAAGUUGCCUUUGGAGAUCAGUUACACCCCUAUAUCAUUCGGGAAACUGCGAUUAUGGAGGAAUAUGGAGGAGUCCAUCAAAAUUCUUCAAUCACUGGGGUUUUCAGAGAAGGAUACAGAUGAAAUCAAAGGGAUAUUUGCAGAUACAAACUUUUAUUUCCUAAUUCUGACAUUCAUUGUGGCUGCUGUUCAUUUGCUUUUUGACUUUUUGGCCUUCAAAAAUGACAUUAGUUAUUGGAAGAAUCGAGAGACCAUGGUUGGACUGUCUACCCGAGCAGUUAUAUGGCGUUGUGUGAGCACACUGAUCAUCUUUGUCUACCUGAUGGAUGAAGAGACGAGUUUGUUAGUGUUAAUACCAGCUGGUAUAGGCACACUGAUUGAGAUGUGGAAAGUAAAGAAAGCAUUUAAGGUGAAGGUACACUGGACCGGAUCAAAGCCUUCAAUAGAAUUUGGUGGGACUUCAGAUAAAGAGAAGGAGACAAACCAGUUUGAUUCUCAGGCCAUGAAAUACCUGUCCUAUGUGCUGUAUCCACUGUGCCUAGCAGGAGCAGUCUAUUCCCUAUUAUACCUUCAGUACAAAAGCUGGUAUUCAUGGUGUAUAAACAGUCUAGUUAACGGUGUUUAUGCAUUUGGAUUUUUGUUCAUGCUGCCACAGCUGUUUGUAAAUUAUAAGUUAAAAUCUGUGGCACACCUGCCCUGGAGAGCAUUCAUGUAUAAGGCCUUUAAUACAUUUAUUGAUGACAUCUUUGCCUUUAUCAUCACCAUGCCGACGGCCCAUCGCCUGGCUUGUUUCCGUGACGACAUUGUUUUCCUUGUGUACUUAUACCAGCGCUGGUUGUACCCUGUAGACAAGAAGAGAGUGAAUGAGUAUGGCGUAUCCUAUGGUGACGAGGAUUUAAACGAGCAAUCAAAAGCAAAUCCGUCAAAAUCAAAGAAAGAUUAAAGACAUCUCAAAAAACAGCUGAUUUAGCAACAGAUUGUGAAGUGGUGUCAUCUAUGCAUUGUGGGCCUUCAAGGGGCGAAUGAGUUGGUCACAUCAUGAGAGUGCUGUAUACAUCAUACUGUUAGUAUCCAUACGACUACUUUUUUGUAUGAGAAGCUAAAUAAAUGCCUAGAUGACAGUGCUGGUCAUGGGGAGAUCAAGGGUUUCAGUUCUUCGUAUAAUUGCUUAAUUUUUGAACGCUUUUUACGACAGAUGUCACUUUGAAUAUCUCAACAGCAUUUCUAAUGUUGACUGAGCAUUUUUGAUUUGCAUGGGUUAACAUUCAUGAUGGUCAGCAAACCUUCAGAGAGAUUUGUCACAUACUUUGUUAUAUCAGAGGAAGAAGUUAUCAUCUAUCAUUUAUUACAUUUGCCCUUAGCGUAAUGACCCAGGAGCCUCUCACCAAUGCUGUCGCUGUGAGUUCAAGUUCAGCUCAUGCUGGCUUCCUCGCCGGCCGUACAUGGGAAAGUCUGGCAUCAACCUGCGGAUGGUUGUUGGUUCACCAGGCUCUGUCAGGUGUCCUCCCACCAUAAUGCUGGCCGCCAUCGUACAAGUGAAAUAUUGUUGAGUAUGGCGUAAAACACCAAUCAAAUAAAUAAAUAAAUUACAUUUGCCUGCACCCUGCUUUUCAUCACACUUUCAUGAUGAGUUAAGAGAUUUUCACAGGCACAGUGAUUUUCCUGACCAUUUAAUGCAUGUAGUAAGUUUGUCAAACAUCAGCUCAACCGUUAUGUUUGCAAACUUGUGUGCAGUACUAUGACAUACCAGCACACACAGUUUGCACUUUGCAGUAUCACGUGUCAAAAUUCAAACUAGCAUUAGGCUAAGGCUCUGUCGCCAUGGUAAUAUGUGUAGUAAAUUUGUCAAACUUCAGCUCAAAAAUUAUAUUUACAAACAUUCAUGUAGUACUGUGACAUACCAACACACACAGUUUGCACUUUGCUGUAUCAUCUGUCAAAAUUCAAACUAGCUUUAGGCUAAGGCUCCGUCGCCAUGGUAAUAUGUGUAGUAAAUUUGUCAAACUUCAGCUCAAAAAUUAUAUUUACAAACAUUCAAGUAGUACUAUGACAUACCAACACACGAAGUUUGCACUUUGCUGUAUCGCUUCUCAGCAUUAUGUGAAGUCUUGGCAUUUUGUCAACACGGGAACCUCCAGGGGGUGGGUUGUAAUACAGGGCAUGCUUCUGUCCAGACCAAAUACAAAUUUAUUAGGGGUCAGGUUUAAGAGAAGAAAAUAUACAUUAAUACCAAUUUAUAAUGUAUGUGUGAUAGUAUUAUCCAGUCAGUGCCCUGGCUCUUAUCACCGGCCCGGAUAGCACAGUUGGUAGAGCGUCCGCUUCGGGGCCGGUAGAUCCAGGAUCAAUCCUUGAUCGAGUCACACCUAAGACUUUAAAAGAGGAAGUUGUAACUUCCUCGCUUGGCGUUCAGCAUGAAGGGGAUAGUGCAACGACUGGUUGACCCGUAUCAGUAUAAUGGCUCGGGCGGGGCGGCUUACUUGCCUUCGGUAAGUCGUCUCAGUGAAGCAGCACUAAAUAAAAGAGCGGUGGAAAUCCGUCCUGCAACAAGGAGGCACAUUACGCGUACAUGCACCCUAAUGAUUCCUUCGUCGUCAUAUGACUGAAAAAUUGUUGAGUACGACGUUAAACCCCAAGCACUUACUCACUCCCUGGCUCUUAUCAGUUUGAAGUCAAAUCUUCGACCAAAUUCAGUGAAUUGGACAUUUGUAACCUGCAAGAGGACAAACUGUCUUAUUAUUUCUUUGUCAGUAAUACGUCAUGAGAUGCUUUUAAUGAAAUCUAAAUAUUCAGUUGUUCAGGGCAAGCACAAAAAUAAAAUUUGACCAAUUUUCAGAAUGGUUUGUGUCAUUUUUUUGCCAGAAGUGAAGAUAUUGAAUUUUUGGAAUUUUACUACUGAAUUCUCAUACUCU